AUGGGGAUCGAGAGGAGACUCAAAGCUCUCACAACCAUGGUGAAGGAGAAUCUGCCCAGCUGGGUCCACCAGGACUCUGAGGAGGGUCUGGUCCGUGUGAACGUUGGCGGUCUGAAGAGGAGUCUCUGCUCCAGCACACUGAAGAAAUUCCCAGACACCAGACUGGGAAAACUGCUGGCGUGUGACUCAGAGGAAGACAUUCUACAGGUGUGUGACGACUACGACGUGCAGGAGAAGGAGUUUUACUUCGAUCGGAAUCCCGGCCUGUUUCCUUACGUCCUCCACUUCUACCAGACGGGGAAGCUUCACGUCAUGGAGGAGCUCUGUGUCUUCUCCUUCAGGUCAGCGUGGAUAGAGUACUGGGGCAUCAACGAGUUCUUCCUGGACUCCUGCUGCAGCUACCGCUAUCACGACCGUAAGCUGGAGAGCAGCCGGCACCGCACCUGGGACGACGAGAGCGAGCACUUCCAGCAGGUGCGCUACGGGAACGUGAGGAAGUGCCUGUGGCUGACGCUGGAGAACCCCGGGUACUCCAUCCCCAGCAAGCUCUUCAGCCUGGUCUCCAUAGCGGUGGUGCUCAUGUCCAUCGCCACCAUGUGCAUCAACAGCAUCCCGGAGUAUAAGAAUCUGGACUCAGAGGGAAAGCUGAUCGAGGACCCGUCCAUGCAGGCUUUGGAGGUGUUCUGCACCUGUUGGUUCUCCUUUGAGGUUGUGAUGCGGCUCCUGCUUGCGCCGAACAAGAGGAAGUUCUUCCAUCACCCGCUCAACAUCAUCGACAUGGUGUCAGUGGUUCCCAUUUACAUCACCCUCCUCUUUGACGUGACCCUGGGGGCCGAGUCUGAACUGGGAAACCUGGGACGGCUCAUACAGGUGUUCAGGUUAAUGAGGAUAUUCAGAGUUCUGAAGCUGGCCCGACACUCCACAGGUCUCCGUUCGCUGGGGGCAACGCUCAGGCACAGCUACCGGGAGGUCGGGCUUCUGCUUCUCUAUCUGGCCGUGGGGGUGUCCGUCUUCUCUGGAAUCGCUUACACUGCUGAAUGUGAGGAGGACGUGGGCCUGGACACCAUCCCGGCCUGCUGGUGGUGGGGCACGGUCAGCAUGACCACGGUGGGCUACGGGGACGUGGUGCCCGUCACGGUGGCCGGGAAGCUGGCGGCCAGCGGCUGCAUCCUGGGCGGGACGCUGGUGGUGGCGCUGCCCAUCACCAUCAUCUUCAACAAGUUCUCCCACUUCUACCGCCGCCAGAAGGCCCUGGAGGCCUCGGUGAGGAACAACAACCGCAAGAAGAUGAGGAUGAGCUGCAAGGACGAGCUGGAGGAGGAAGAGGAGGGGGACGAGGAAGAGGACGAGGACGAAGAAUCGGACAGAGACAGCAACUGUUCGGAGGACGAUGACAUUGACGACAUCGAGGAAGACGAUAUCGAUUAUGAAGACGAAGGCGGGGUCAUAAACUACAGCUAUGUGGAACAUCCGUCCUAUAUGUCGAUGACCAGCAAGAGGGAGCUGUAUCAGCUGUGAAAAGCUGUUGAUUGAUUCUCAAAAGAAAGAAAAAAAUACAUGCAAUCUAACUAGUUCGGCUCAAAUUCAUGUUUGGUUUUCAUUGAAACCAGAACUGCAAAAAAAAUGCAACCUUCUUCGGAAACUCUGUGUUGGAUAACUCUCGUCUUGACAUAAAAAAACUGACCAUACCUUGUGGACAUUAACUAGCCGCAGACUGUGUACCUCUAAAACAUUUAAACCGGGCUUAUUUAUUUCUGAUACACCAGAGAGAGAGAGAGAAGUGAACGUUUCUUUCUUCUCAGAUUGGAUUUAUUACUCUGCCUGCUUUAAAAUGAAGAGGAAAAACAGGCCCAGGUCGAGUUAAAUUGAAAUAGCAUGUACAACCAAGAAAUAAAUACAUAAUGCAAUGUACAACUGUGACUGCUGCAUUUGUGGAAAUACAGACUAGAGUAAAGACAACACCCCAUUUAAACAUCUAUGCAGGAAACAAAACAGCAGGUAAAA
Messenger RNA from Menidia menidia (Atlantic silverside), 2004 nucleotides. The record is from the annotation of a GenBank genome assembly. Lineage: Eukaryota; Metazoa; Chordata; Actinopteri; Atheriniformes; Atherinopsidae.